Cylicocyclus nassatus is the source of this 1883-nucleotide messenger RNA. The record is from the annotation of a GenBank genome assembly. Lineage: Eukaryota; Metazoa; Nematoda; Chromadorea; Rhabditida; Strongylidae.
UUUUCAGAUUCUUCGCUGAUUUUUGCGUGAUUGUGAGUGGGCCGUGAUUGUUGUCAAUGACAUUGAAUUUUCUAAAACAUGGAGCGGCAAUACAAACCGCCUAUGAUCGAGUUGCCAAAUCGAAAACAAAUGAUGAAUGGUUUAUACUCGACUAUGAGGGAAACACAAAUGUCAUAAAAGUUGGCGAGGAAGGUGAUUACGGUAUCGAUGAGUUUUGCACAAGUUUCAACUCGGGAAGACUGCAAUACGGCGUCAUUGGCGUUAGACUCGCAAAAACCUCGUUAACUAAAAUUGUCCUUGUGCACUGGCAAGGCGAGGGUGUUCCAUCUGCACGAGUGGCUUCAAGCACAUCGCACAUUGAUGACGUGCGAAGAUUUUUGAAGUCGGUGCAUGUUGUGCAUUAUGCACGAAGCGAGAUCGAUGUUGAACCGGAUGUCAUUCGAAAAGAAGUUGCGAAACUACCCGCUACGCAUGCGGUUACUGAUGAGACAACAUAUUACUCGGCGCCCACGCCAGUAGGAUCAGUGUAUAAACCAGUCAAGCCUCAUGUGGAUAUCAAUGUAAAGGAACGGGACGAGUUUUGGGAACACCUGAGAAAAGAAGAGUCUAGCAACAAAGGAGAAAAUGGAGUGGAAGAGAGAAAACGAGUGGAAUCAGCCGAACGAGAGAUUCGGGAAUCCCGAAAGGCUGACGAAAAGCCGCGAAAGGAAGAACAUGGCACAAAGUCUGUCGGAACAUGGAACAAUAAUACGCAAAAGCCCCAAAAGUUUGGAGCUGCGACCGCUGCUUCAACUCUAAGUAACGCUGGUCAUCAUGAUGAAAUACGCACCGUAAUCAAAAAUGCCAAUCCGAUGGAAAAACCUCAUAGGACUGUGGUAACUGGGCCUAGCAAACUACGAUCUGAUCGGCUAGGAAUGUUUGAAAAGAAAGAUGAGGUUAUCCCUAGUCCAACAGUAAAACCAGCUCCAUUCCAUAGCCAAAAUGUGAAGAAAACGGAUUCGUUCCAACCAUUAGCUUCCCCAGUGCUUUCAUCAGGAACUGUGUCUCCAUCGCAUGACAGCGUAAGUUCAAGUGGUGGACUCUCAUCGUUUUACUCACCGAACGAUUCUGGCUAUGAAGCUGGCGCAAGUGAGUCCCCCAAACCACAUGAUUAUCACGCUCCUUACGAACCACAAACUUCUAUUCCUAGUGAACCACAAACUUCUAUUUCGACAAAUAAGUUCAAAUCUUCAGCUAGUACUCGUGAUGAGGAACCAGAAGAACCUAAAGUUCCUUACGGAGCCAAAAACUCGAAUAAAAUAUCGCUGUAUGACACACCACCCGAGGUACCUGACAUAUCUAAAGGUUUAAGUGCCAUCGCUUUGUGGGAUUAUCAAGCCGCUGACAGCACAGAAAUCUCGUUUGAUCCAGAUGAUUAUAUCACGGAAAUAGAUCAGAUUGAUCCCGGAUGGUGGAGAGGACGAGGUCCGAAUGGUGAUGUCGGACUAUUCCCAGCAAACUACGUAAAGCUGCUCUAACUUAUGUGACUCGCUUUCCAAAUGCUCAUUUUCCAUAAUUUUCUCAUGUUUUCUACUUUCCUAGCUUAUUGACAUUUCUUGUGAUAUUUGUGAUGGUUGUGUUAGCAUUCCUAACUACGAUUCACAUUCUUCUGUUUGUAAGCGUUAAGAAUACAUCAAAACUGGGAGCUUUCUUGUCAUGUUCGCUUUUUUUUGUAAAACUGUCAUUAGUCAUCAAUACUUAUCUGCCCGAGUGAUUGCGCUCUACUAGUUUCAAAGCUAUAUAUGUUAAUUUGCUAUGUAUUGUGCCAUUUUCUAGAUUUUAUAUCCACAGCUUAUGUACGGUGGCGGUAGAUUUCAACUACUAAUAACUUUUUAUCAUAAAAA